Chaetomium globosum CBS 148.51 is the source of this 1782-nucleotide messenger RNA. RefSeq lists its product as uncharacterized. Lineage: Eukaryota; Fungi; Ascomycota; Sordariomycetes; Sordariales; Chaetomiaceae. The transcript has 6 exons. The record is from RefSeq and is a predicted model, not a curated record. Bases 1 to 1782 code for a protein of 593 amino acids.
AUGCGCCCAGCCCUGCUUAGUAUCCGCUCUUACCUGCCGUGGGCCUCACUGCCCCUAGGCCUCACUGCAGACCUGAAUCACAGAUGGGGCUGCGUGUCGUAUUGCCUCGUUAUCGGCCUCCAGGAGUCUUACGAGGGCCUUGGAGGCUGUAGACCGCGCUCAUGGGAAUGCCUCCAACAUGGCGCCUACGGCCUCAUCGGCGAGGUGAUGGCGUCUUUGUAUUUGAGUUGCGGUGCUCGCAGUCAUGUUGGUAUCCGAAGCUCCUGUUGCCAAGGGCCACCGGGGAGAGACAAGCCGUCCCGCUCUUGUUGUUUGUUUGACUGUUCCAGCCUGGCCCGGCAUCGAAAAAGAGACAUGGGUGAUUGGGAUGCCAACGAUACGGAGGCCAACCCGGACUUCGAUGCUCACUUUUCUGAUCUCGCCAUGCCCACCGCCCCGAACACCGACACGCCUACGCUAUGGCCCGACCAAAACGCCUCGAUCGCCCCCCAGCCCACCCUGACUGGUUUUGGAGCCGCCCAGCCGCCAGACUUUACUGACCCUCUUGCGGCUCAGGUCAACGUCAACCCACCACCUCUCGAGUACGGUCAAUACCAUUAUGAUCCGGCAAGCCAGUCAUACUGGGCCCUAGACAGCGGCUCUGGCCAGCCGGGACCAUCGUCCGGUCCCCCUGCUCCCGACAUGCCUUUCGUGUGCGAUGAAGACGGUUGCACGAGAGCCUUCGAGCGUCAAUGCGAUCUCGACAAACACCAGAACAACCAUUUCAAACGUCGAAGGUGCGACAUCUGCGGCACAGGCGGUGCAGAGAACAAGGACCUCUUCCGACACAUGUGGACGCACCAUCCCGACGAAGCGAGAAGGCCGGCUACCACCGUAACUGAGCCAACUGGGUUGAAGCCGUAUAUGUUGGCCAGCCCGGCUCAUAUGACACGGUUGGGCGUCACCGAGCAAGACAUUGGGUUUGAUAGACUUCGACGGGGAUGCUGUCCGGGUCCGAGGACGUCUGGGACUCGGAAUUGUCCUCUGUACCUCAUGGUCGUACCCAUGGUUGAACAGGGAACGCAAGACAAGUCGUUCUUGUAUUUAGGGUUAUCUGCGUUACCAACGGCAGCAGGGUUCUCUGGCUAUAACCCAAAGCGCCCCCACCCCGUCUUUUCCUUCUCGACAGCCUUCCGCUCCACCACACUCGCCUGGACAUGCCGCCUCUGGAGGUUCGGUUCCGGCCUGAGGUACGUCGCCAGCCGGCGCGCCAUAUCCUCGUCCGUGAACCACCACUCACUUCCCGUCCCGCCCAGCCUUGGGAUUCUCAAACGUCUCAAACCGCCCCCAUUCCCCAAACCCCGUAUCAACCCGCUCCCUCAAACUACUCGUACUCUCAUCCUCAAUAUCCACGCCGAGACGGCCGUCCGCAAGACCGAGCUGGACAUCGAGUGGGUCUCGGCCGAGGUCGUCCUCGUCACCCGCAAGACGGAGCUCAAUCGCGAUGUCGAAAUCUUCUGCAUCGCAGCCACGCGUCGGACUGAACUCAGGACGAAGACCUCAAGCGCGAGGUGCAGAUUAAGCGCGCCUCCGCCGAGAUGGAACGUCUGCGCGCCAGCGACGUCGUCAAGGCCACCAUCGCGCGCGAGGCCUAGCAACAGGCCGCCUACGUGCACGCGUACGAGGUCGAGGCCGAGGCCAAGGCCUACUUCGAGAAGGAGAAGUAGCACUCUCGAGGCGGGCGUGUACCAGCCUGAAGAUCGACACGGACGCCGCCGUCUACAAGACCAAGCUGGACGCUGA